This is a messenger RNA of Ceraceosorus guamensis, 1506 nucleotides long. RefSeq lists its product as hypothetical. The transcript has a single exon. Bases 357 to 1283 code for a protein of 308 amino acids. The record is from RefSeq and is a predicted model, not a curated record. Lineage: Eukaryota; Fungi; Basidiomycota; Exobasidiomycetes; Ceraceosorales; Ceraceosoraceae.
GGAAGGAGUUGAGGAGCGAAGGUGUGUCCAUCGAAGGGCCCACUUCCGGAAACGCUAGCAGUAGCACCAGCACCUCUCGGAGGCCUGCGGACAAUGCCCCUUCAUCUGCGGCUCCGGCGUCCACGAGCAAGCCGGUAGCGAGCAGUGAGAGGGCGAAACCAGCUCCUUCUGCCAACGCUAGUGCGCCGCGUCCGGCCUCUCUUGCUCCUGCGUCCACUACCGGAGCUGUGACAGGCACGCAGAAAGGCACAGCAAACAGCCGCGGCGGUCAAGAGGGACAGCCUCCCAAGCCUCUGCCGCCUGGAAGCGCUUCUUCAAGAGUCGCAGCUCCCGCCGCUCAGAGCCCCUUGAACCCCAUGCCUCCCUCGCAGCAGAGUGUCCAGACCGACAAAUCCCACUCCAAAUCUGCACAGAGCGUGCCUGGAGCCGCCACUUCUGCCUCUGCGUAUGUUGCCUCGCCCUCCAAAACGCUAAAAGACACCACAAAAAGUCCUGCGAGUCUGACGCGACCUGCAGCUGCUUUGCCUGUCAGUGCGUCCAAGUCAGCAGCACCGCAGGCAACGAGCGCAGGAAACAACCAGCCAGCAUCUUCGCGUCCAGCAUCUGAACACAUGGGUGGAGCUUCGAGCAACUCAGAUCGCGCAGGCAGCAGCCACGCAAUCAUUCCCGCGGCGUCCCAGCUGCCAUCUCCGCCCAUUUUAGUGGUGGAAUUCAGAGAGAACCCUUCUGCAAGGUUCAUCUUGCCGCUUUGGGGUGACGUGAUCGUCGAGCGGAGGGAAGCGUUGCAAGAGACAGCGGAAACCUCCGCAGGAGGCGCAAUUAUUAGAACGGCUGAACGCAACAAAUUGCUGGACCGCGCGCGAAAUGUUGUCGUCAGCUUUUGGGCACCGGUGCAAGGAGCAGAUGCCUUUGUCUCGGCGUCGGCCGCGGAGGACGUUAGCGCGACCGGUACCAACGCGACCAUGUCGACCAGGUCCUCAGGAGCGGUAUCGACUACGGAUCGGUCCCAGACUCGGUACCCAAUCACUUGGCGGCUGUCUGGCCAUGCAGCAGACAUUGCGCCCGGCAGCUCACCCGUCGACAUCACGCAGCCUCUCUGGGAGAUGUUUGGCCGGGUGGAGGGGUGCGUCACGAGAGACAAACAAGGCUUCAAAGCACCGCAAGAGGAAUUUGAACGAAAAAGCUCCAGCGCCGGCACCAGCAAGGAAGGAGUGGGCCUCAAGCACAGUUCAAAUGCACUCACUCAGAAGCAAUUUGAGCACCUGGUAAGUCAUUCGGGUUGAUGGAGGCCGCCUCGAGUACUUGCGCUGACCAGUAUGAGCUGCCGUUCGAUGCUGCAGUACGAAAUGCUACCUCCUGCCAACGAAGAUGCGCAACCCGCCAUUGACGUUCCGAGCGCCAUGCUGCCCGCGGGGAUGGAAGAGCAUCUUUCAGACCGUUUCGGAGUCAAAGUCCAGGUCUUGACUGCUCGACCAAUCCCAAAGCGCAAGACAGCCUCUGCGACAG